Messenger RNA from Prionailurus viverrinus (fishing cat), 4785 nucleotides. It is a transcript of the gene DDO, whose product is annotated as D-aspartate oxidase. Lineage: Eukaryota; Metazoa; Chordata; Mammalia; Carnivora; Felidae. The transcript is spliced from 4 exons. Gene Ontology annotation, molecular function: FAD binding; D-amino-acid oxidase activity. Bases 3643 to 4317 code for a protein of 224 amino acids. The record is from RefSeq and is a predicted model, not a curated record.
AGCUUCUCUGUCAGAUAUGGUUCCUCAGUCAGAAUUCUGUUGACAGAGACAGUUGGAUAUGCAUGUAACUUAAUGUUCACUUUUUAGAAAAAAACAUCUUUUUAAAUGUUUAUUUAUUUUUGAGAGAGACAGAGCACUAACGGGGGAGGGGCAGAGAGAGCCAGAGACACAGGAUCCAAAGCAGGCUCCAAGCUGUCAGCACAGAGCCCGACGUGGGGCUCGAACUCACAAACCGUGAGAUCAGGACCUGAGCCAGACGCUUAACCAACUGAGCCACCCAGGCGUCCCCUUAGUGUUCACUUUUAACAUCGUACUGGUUCAUCUGUUAAGAAAUGUUCAAUUAUGCUGUAAGGCAAACACAACCUCCAAAUCCUAGCAGCCUAAAAAACAAAGGUUCGAUUCUUGCUGGGACCGCAUGUCAACUGAGCAUCGGCAAGGGCUCUGCCCAUCAUACGUGAUGGGGCAGCCACUGUCUUGGAUGUCAUCAGUACCUGUGCCUGAGGGGAAAGCAGCUCUGGGGAGGUCUCACCUCAGCUGGCUCUGGCCAGGAUGCAACUUUCAUUACUUCUGAUGGCCGGUCAUUGGCCAGCACGAGUCACAUGCUCCCACCCCUCAGAAGGUGGCCAAGAAGUGCAAUCCUAUAAGGCUCCCAGAAGGCAGACAGUCAGAAGGAUCUGGUGAACCGCUCUCAUGACUACCACAACUGGUAACUCUAAGUCUUUCCACUGAUACCAGUAAUGACCACAAGGUCAGAAAUUACUUGUAACGGGACUAAAAUUAUCCACACUUCUCAGCUGGUAGACAAUCAGUCAGUAUGUAUUUGGGCCUAAAGAUGCAUUGAUUUUUUUUUUUAAUGUUUAUUUAAUUUUGGGACGGGGACGGGAAAGAGAGAGAGAGCACAAGCGGGAGGGGCAGAGAGGGGGACAGAGGAUCUACAGCGGGCUCUGUGAGCUGGAUGCGAGGCUCGAACUCACGAAGCACGAGAUCAUGACCUGAGGCAAAGUGGGAUGCUCAACCUACUGAGCCACCCACUUGCCCCUGCAUUGAGUUUUUAAAACAUGGUCACACAUCCUUUCCAGCUGUAUUCUUCUCGUGAAAUAGAAUAAAAUAGAAUAGAGGAGGGAAACAGCAUUAAAUAAAUACCCAAAUCACUUUGCAGCCAAUGAGGUUUAUACUCACUGUCUCCACUUCCUCAUUCCCAUGCUUUUAUUCCCCUUUAAUUUGAGCUUUUGGGUUUUUUUUCAUCGAAGUUACACAUGCACAGGAUUAAGCACAGGAACCUAGCGUGUUUGCAGAAUGCUAGUUCACACUUCCUGGGCACCUUUCUUGUGACCAGAGUUCUUAUGUCCAUUGUCCAGGAACCCCUUUGCUUGCAUCAGUCCUGGGUGAGUGGUCAGAAGGCUGCAUGAUAGUCAUGGAAUCGUCUUCAAAGAAGGAGGCUCAUCUAAGAGUUCCUCCAGGCCAUUGAGGCCCGAGCUCACCCUUCGGCUAGGUGGUUGGGGCCCCUGGAUCAGAGAGUGUUACUCUCUGGUGCUUCCAGAUAAGGACUUUAGUCUUCUCUUUGGGCUUGUUUCAGACCAGCCUCAGUGAUAACAGUGGUAUCUUCUGUGCUCAUAAAUAUCAGUACCGUAUGGGGACCAUACCUAUCCGAUAGGGUUGCUGCGACGAUUAAAUAUAUUUAUACAUGUAAAGCAUUUAGCACAGUGCCUGGGACAUAGUAAGUGCUGUAUCAGCAAUUGCUAUUUUUACCACUACUCCAGCUACAGCUUUCUUUUGCCAGCACUUGAACAUGGAUUAGAUCACCAGGCUUGCUGGCUCUAUCCACUGCUGAAUUGGAACUGUCCAUUCUUUUGGGAUGACUCCUACAGCAUGUGAGUCGCAGCCAAUAUUUUGUUUCUAAAGUCUGAAAUGGCAACAAGGGGACGCGUUUCAAUACAGCCCCAUACACUGGCUUAGAUUGUUGGGGUAUAAUCCAAUGUGAGGUCUAAUUUAGCUCAUUUUGCAGCUCAUUAUUUCUUCCUUAUUUCUAAACCAGUGGCCCAGUCUUCAAUUUUGGAAUACAGUGUUGAGUUCACAUGGGCACUUGUUUAAAGAUGACAGCACAGAUCCACUAUUAAAGAAAUAUUUAUUGGCACUUUAACAAGUGAAUUGUUACAAACCCCUGCUAUUGAAAUGCCCUCAUUGACUUGGGGACUUGGUCUGGGGGAGCAGGAUGUCUCCAGGGGCCUUUUCAUCUCUACUGUGAACUCUAGGGACAUCUCUCCAAGCAGAGCUUACCCAGUGUCCUCUCUGCCUCAGUUCCUUCACCUCCUCUCUGACUCCCCCCAUAGCAGCCCCUUGGGAUUUUCAUUCCCCAGUCCCUCGCUUGACCCUGGAUUCUCCCUCAUGACCCUUCCAUAGGGUUUGGAUGGCCAAAUUCUUCACCCCAUUUGGAUUUGUCUGCCUGUCCAGAUUAUGCUUGUUUUCUGUGCCUACACUGGACACUAUUAUUUUGGGGCUUGAACCAUGACCCUUCUUUCAACCCUGACCCUUAUUUCCUCUCCGAUAAGUCUGCACCCUUCCAGAAGCUGGAUGUGGGUCCAGCCUUUUGUGCUCUGGCAGGGAUGCCUGGGUGACAGGAGCACUGAUCCACAGGACUCUGCCAGAAAGGUGGUGCCUCGUGUGGUCCCUGCGUGUUCUAGUGACCCGGGGAAUGCUACUCUAUGCUGUUGCAUGAUUCCACGGAGUGGAAGGGGAUGGACGUAAUGGCAGCCUUGGAUGGGACUGCAGGGAGUCCUUCCUGAGCAGCUCGGCUCCACAAUGCAGACCUUGUCUCCUUGUAUCAGAGGGUGAGCAAUCUGGGCUUUCUCUUGAUGUUCAGUUAUUCUCUGUUCUGGUUGACCUGGGCCCCACAGAUCUUCCCUUAUCACCCACCAUGUUUUCAGGACCCAUAAGAGAAGUUCUGGGUUCUUUCUCCUAUCAUCUCAACUGUGUGGCCAGCUGGAUACCUCGGCCAUGAAUUCACUUCUCCUCAGAUUGGUUAUGAACCUGUCAAGGUCUGGAAUAUAUCUAAUGCCAAAGACUACCUUCCAGAUGGCUCCUAUGUCAGAUUUUGUCCUGAUCGGCCAUUUUACCCUCUGAUGAUUAAUCUUUACCUGAACAGGAGUCAACAGCAUGUGUCAGCAUUCAAAACUCGGGUUGCUGAUAGAUUCUCCACUAUAAUGUGGUACCUUAUCUAAAUGUUCCUCUCUGCCUCUUUAUUUUCUCCCGGGUUCUAGGAAGGAGAUUGAAGCAUAGUUAUCAUCACCACUUCCUUUCUGUUGUGCUUUGUUACCCUCCCCCCCUGCCCUGAUUACAGACACACCCAUUCCCACGCUGAAGCAGUGGUUUCAAGAGACCUUUGAUCACCUGUUUGCAAUCGCCAAUUCUGCAGAAGCUGGAGAUGCUGGUGUUCAUCUGGUAUCUGGACAAUUUGAAUCAGUCAAAUGAAGACAAGGGCCUGUACCUCUUUGGCAUAAGUGUAUAGCCUUAUUCAUCUGUUCAUCUCUACAUUUCUUCAAAACAAUUUAUUCAGCAUUCACCUGUAUCAGUUGGCAGAUAUUUCAGAGCAUUCCUGCUGAAGAAGUGCCAUUCUGGGCUGAUGUGGUUCUGGGGUUUCGAAAGAUGACCAAGGCUGAACUGAAGAAAUUCCCCCAGCAUGUGUUUGGUCACGCCUUCACGACUCUGAAAUGUGAAAGCCCUGCCUACCUCCCAUGGUUGGAGAAGAGGUUAAAAGGCAGUGGGGUCCUGAUACUCACCCGACGAAUAGGAGACCUGUGGGAGCUUCAUCCAUCCUUCGACGUCGUGGUCAACUGCUCAGGCCUUGGAAGCAGACAGCUUGCACAAGACUCGGAGAUGUUCCCCGUGCGGGGCCAAGUGCUCAACGUUCGGGCUCCCUGGGUGAAGCAUUUUAUCCGAGAUGGGAGUGGGCUGACAUAUAUUUAUCCCGGCACAUCCAAUGUAAUCCUGGGUGGAACUAGGCAACAAGGAGACUGGAAUCUGUCCCCAGAUGCAGAAAUUAGCAGAGGUAUUUUUUCCCGGUGUUGUGCUCUUGAGCCCUCCCUCCAGGGAGCCUGCGACAUAAGGGAGAAGGUAGGCUUAAGGCCCUUCAGGCGUGCAGGUGUGCGGCUGCAGAUAGAGUUCCUCGCCCAGGACGGCCGGAGGCUGCCCGUGGUCCACCACUACGGCCACGGGAGCGGGGGCAUCUCCGUGCACUGGGGCACUGCUCUGGAGGCAGCCAGGCUGGUGAGUGAGUGUGUCCAAGCCCCCAGGACCCCCACUCCCAAGUCAAACCUGUAGGUGACAUGACAUGACGGCAAAUGGCCCCAGACACUAUGGAUCGAAACACAAUUUAAGCACCAGAAUGGAUUCCAAUAACUUUUCCACUGCAUGACAAGUUAAUGAGGUCUAUCUUUGUUUUCAAAAUUAGAAAUGAUGCAAUAUGAAUCAGUAGCCUGAGACUGGUACUCAUCUGUAGAACUAGACUCAAGUCUAGUGCUAAUGACAUAGAGCAUAAAGUUCUAUUUUUGUUAAAAACACUUGUUACAGAAUAAGAUUUCUCUCAGACCUGGCAUUCAAAGAUCUGUGCUAAUUUUCAUGGAUGCUGGAAGCUGUAGGGAUGUUGAAGUUUUGGGGGCUAAUAAAUCCCCAGGAAGAGACAAUGUACGGAAAACACCUAACUCACUGUUGCAAAGCCGCCCAUGAUGUUUGUAGGUUGCACUCAAGUGAGCAUUAUAAUCCCUCUAAAUAAAACACAUAGUGAUCGUG